Molecule: messenger RNA, 3683 nt
Organism: Habropoda laboriosa
Lineage: Eukaryota; Metazoa; Arthropoda; Insecta; Hymenoptera; Apidae
Gene: Amun
Exons: 4
Coding region: 1931-2935 (334 amino acids)
Source: RefSeq, a predicted model, not a curated record
AUAGGGUCGGCGCUUUGGUGGUAGUGCUAAGUCCCGAGGGGCAAGAGGAAAAGGGGACGAGCAGAAGGCAGCGAAGGCGCUGCCCUCAGUCGGUCGCCCGUUUCACUACAGUCAGCAUACAGAAAGAGCCAAGCGAUUGGCUAUACGUGUGGUCUUCGCCUAAGCGCGCACUGCUGCUUCGUGUUCCCGUUUUUCGAGUGAAGGCUUCGAGCUUCGUUCUGCCCGCUCUUUCGCUCGCUCGGUCGGUCGUGAACGAGUGUGCGCGCGCGCACUCACACGCGCCCAUCCAAAUAGACAGAAACAGAGAAAGAGAGAGAGAGACACACAAGUGUGGAGAGUCGUGCAGAGGCAGGCGCGCGUAUACAGCCAUCGAACGUGGUGAUUCGCACAGAGGCGGACGUGAGAUAGAGAGCAUAGAACCGAGGCCGUGUCACGCGAGGAAAAAAGACGGCAUUACGUUCAUCACUGUCCUUGUUGUCUUCUCGUCAUCACCCGUCACCGUUGUCGUCGAUGAGACCGUCAACGGGAUUUCGUCGACGCUCGAGCGUAGUUUUUUCUUGGCCGACUAAAAGGUAUACAAAUACUUACAUGGGAACAGUCGGUACGUCGAGUCCUGACGAGCAGGAGGAUCAAAGACGAUCGUGAGUAAAUAGAGCGAAAAAGGGGGUAACCUACCCUGCGGAACCGCGCGUGUAUAGUCUCGCGGCGGACGAUCGAAGUAUACGCAAGAGCAACCGUGUGUAUUCCAAGCUUCCUUCGGUAGAUCGGGUGCAUACGUGCGUGUACGAGAACUAAGAGGUGGGGGAGACAGUCUAUACUUCGCGGACAUCCGGCGGGGAAUCCGCAUGCAUUCGUACGAAGCUCUCUGAGAGAGCGAGGGAAAAAGGAGGAAAGGAUUUGGCGUCGAGGGAAACACGGUGCUGGCUGCUGCUCUCGAGUGCUCGAGAGACUUGAGAGGAGAAAGGAGGUUCUUUGUCGUUCCGACUCUACUGCUAUAUCUUUGCACGUUCUCCUUUUUGUCGAGUUUAACAAAAUCGGAUUUGCAAUUGCUUCCAUAAACAGACAUUAAUAUUGUAUUUAUUUCCUUCGGUCCUCGUAUCGCGUUGAUCCUCGUGCGUGCGUACCCGCACGCAACGGUUGAAAUUUUCGGUACAAAUAAUAAGGGUGGUGGAAAGAGGUGGAAGGACGUGGCGUGAGAGAGGGAUCGAGGGGAAGGGAGAGAAGUCUGAAACACGCCGAGCAGUGCUGCUCCCUAUUGGCGACGUCGAGUCGCGCUCCCCACCCGGGACAGUCGAACGAGGUCCGAAGGCGAGUUCUCGGCGUGUAACUACGGUGAUUUUCCCUUACGAGAGUGUACGCACGAGACCUCGUAGCUCUGCACCACAUCCCGUUCAGCGUAAACAUUUCUUGAACAACAUACGAAUACAUCGUGGAAAUAUUAAACCGGGGUACGUUAUUCUGGAAGCGUGAAGAAAUAACAUUCGUGGAAAUCGAAAAACAGCCAAGAGAAGAGAAGAAGACAGAGAGAGACUAGCAGUGUUGAAGUCCGCUUUACACGCGUGUUUUAUUGUCGAUAUUUUCUCUUUCGCCAAUCGAUUUGUUGUGUGCGCCGAUCGAGAACGCGUCCCACGCGUGUGUCGCGUAUCACCGCCGCCGGUGAAACCGAGAGAAUUCGAACGAGUCAGAGGGUAAAAUAGGAUUUCUCGCGUGGUCGGUCCUCUCCCGAGGCACGCGCGGAGGGGGGUGCACCAGAGGAGCGCAAGAGAGGGAGAGAAGGAAAGAAAGCGAGACAUCGUGCAACGAAGAUAGAAGAGGAAGGAGAGGGAGAAAGAGAUAGAGACUCUUUAGAGGGAGGGACGAGGACGUGUAUACUUCACGGAGGCGCCGGUGCUGCGCCCCAACGGCCGUUCGUCGAAGCUCAGUUAUCACAAUGGCUUCCGUGAAAGACACAGCGACUUUCUUCGCGGAGGGCACAGCGAGUCAGUUCGAACACGUACUGAAGCUUUAUCCGCAGGCCCUCAGGCUCAAGGCCGAUCGGAAGCCGAAAAAGCCCGAAGAGUUGAUCAAGUUGGACAACUGGUACCAGAAUGAGCUUCCAAAGAAGAUCAAGUCGCGCGGCAAAGAUGCGCAUCUCAAUCACGAGGAGCUGGUGCAAACGAUGAAAUGGAAGCAGAUACGUGGGAAGUUCUACCCUCAACUGUCCUACUUAGUAAAAGUGAACACACCUCGUGCCGUGAUGGCGGAAACGAAAAAGGCAUUCAAAAAGCUUCCAAAUCUUGAACAAGCGAUCACCGCCCUCUCGAAUUUGAAAGGAGUUGGAACCACGAUGGCUUCGGCCCUAUUGGCAGCAGCAUCACCUGAGAAUGCACCUUUUAUGGCAGACGAAUGUCUGAUGGCAAUACCGGAAAUCGAGGGCAUCGAUUACACCACCAAGGAGUACCUUAACUUUGUCCAGCACAUUCAGAAUACCGUCGAGAGGCUGAACAAACAAACGUCAAACGGUAAAACAUGGAGCCCACACAGGGUGGAGCUGGCGCUUUGGACCCAUUACGUCGCGUCUGAACUGAAGCCAGAGCUUCUCGAUGGUAUUCCAGGCUCGACGGAGAACGGGAACUCUCAUCCGCCGAGCAACGGCGAAGCGACAGAACCGUCGGACGACAGCAAUCCGGAAGUGGUGGCAGUGAACGGUAAGGAACCAGCCAGUAUUGAUCCGGCGGCCAUCGACGAGAACAGCAUGACCACGUCCUUCACCGAAGACUCGAUGGAUAAACCAGCUACGCCGAUUACAGUGGCCGUAGCGAGCGAAGACACGAACGAUUCCCUCGCCACGAACGACAACGACGACAGCAACAACACUCCGCGACCAACAGACAGCGAGGACACAGAAGACUCGCAGGACGUGCAGGGGCCGCCCACCAAGAAGAGUAAGAAGUGACCCACCACCAACCAAGGAGCCACGAAUACGAGCAACAACGUCAGCACCCUCGUGUCGGCCGCCAAUCUAACGCUGAUCGCAGCGAGGCGCUUCUAAAAACUGCCAGGGUCACCGAUCAGGGUCGCGGAUAGUAGACCUGUAGCUACCAUCGCACCAUCACGAUCGUUUCUCGAUGAUUCUCCUUCGCCCCUUCUCUCUCUCUCUCUCCCUCUCUCCUCUAUUCUCUCUCUGUCUUUCUCUUUGUAUUUUAUUCUUGAUUUUCCUCGACACGUUAUUUAUCCUAGAUCACCAUCCUUCCAACCAGCUUCUUCCUCUCUUCUAGACAUUUCCUCUCAAUUUUUCACAUCUUCCACAAUCUCUAUAUCUCUUUCCUCUCUCUCUGUAUGUCUUUAUUCUUUACCUGAUGUAUACCUUGUUACGAUGCUCUUUGUAGAAAUUUUCCUCGGGGACUUCGUGUAAAAUAAUAACGUUGUCACGUAUGUAUGUACACACACAAGACGGAGAAGGUUGGAAGAUGCUGUACGAGCACCUUGCUGGUUUUUAGAUUCAUCGGGCUCGAUCGGAGAGGCAGAAAGAAGAAGAGGCAUGAAAGCUCGACCGAUGUUUCGAUGAUUCCUGUUGUUUCGUCUUUCCUUUCCUCUCUCUCUCUCUCCCUCCCUCCCUCUCUCUCUCUCUCUCUCUCUCUCUCUCUGUAUACACAGUUACCCAACGUUACUAGUUCCCUUACCCAGGUUCGUUUCCAUAAACA